This is a messenger RNA of Pogona vitticeps (central bearded dragon), 1530 nucleotides long. The record is from RefSeq and is a predicted model, not a curated record. Lineage: Eukaryota; Metazoa; Chordata; Lepidosauria; Squamata; Agamidae.
AUGGACUCUGAAAAACAUUUCAGUGAUUGUGGAACAUUUUCUGAUCAAAGCAGCAGCAAAUCAUGUAAAUGUAUAGUAUGUUGGAAGAUCUUAACAUUUAAGUCUAACCUUGCUUUACAUCAAAGAACUGGUACAGGAGAGAAACCAUAUGAAUGUUUAGAGAGUAGAGAGUGCUUUAGUCAAAAAGGGAGCCUUAGGCUGCAUCACAGAAAUCAAACAGGUGAAAAACCAUUUAAAUGCAUAGAGUGUGGAAAGUGUUUCAGUCAGAAAGGACAACUUUGGGGGCAUCAAAGCCUUCACACAGGACAGAAGCCUUAUAACUGUAUGGAUUGCGGAAAAAGGUUCAGUUUUUGUGGAUCCUUUGCUGCCCAUCAGAGAACUCACACAGGGGAGAAACCAUAUAAAUGCAUGGAAUGUGGAAAGAGCUUCAGUAAUAGUGGGUCUCUUACGUCCCAUCAAAGAAUCCACACAGGGGAAAAACCAUAUAAAUGUAUGGAGUGUGGCAGGAACUUCAAACAGAAAGGGGUUCUUAGGUGGCAUCAAAUGAUUCACACAGGGGAGAAACCGAUGCAUGAAAGAACUCACACAGGAGAGAAACCAUACAAAUGUAUGGAGUGUCGAAAAGGCUUCAGUCAGAAAGGGGCAUUUAGGCUGCAUCAAUUUAUUCACACACAGAAGAAGCCAUAUAAAUGCAUGGAAUGUGGGAAAAGUUUCAUUAAUAAUGCGAACCUUAGGCGGCAUCAGAGAACUCACACAGGGGAAAAGCCAUAUGAAUGCAUGGAAUGUGGAAUGAGCUUCAGCCAAAGAGGGAAUCUUAAGCUGCAUCACCGAAUUCACACAGGGGAGAAACCCUGUAAGUGUUUGGAGUGUGGAAAGAGCUUUGGUCAAAAAGGGGACCUCAUCCGGCAUCAAAUAACUCACACAGGCGAGAAACCAUAUAAAUGUAUUGAGUGUGGCAGGAGCUUCAAUCGGAAAGGGAAUCUCAGGCUUCAUCAAAGAAUUCAUACUGGAGAAAAGCCAUAUAAAUGUAGAGAGUGUGGAAAGAGCUUCCGUCAGAAAGGAGAACUUAAGCUACAUCAAAGUACUCACACAGGGAUGAAGCCCUAUAAAUGCAUGGAGUGUGGGAAGGGCUUCAUUCAGAAAGGGAAUCUUAUACUGCAUCAAAGAACUCACACAGGGGAAAAACCAUUUAAGUGCAUGGAGUGUGGAAAGAGCUUUAUUGGUAAAGUGAAUCUUAGGCAGCAUCAGGGAACUCACACAGGGAUGAAGCUAUACAAAUGUCCAUAUAAAUGUAUGGAGUGUGGAAAGAGCUUCAGUCGGAAAGGGAAUCUUUUGUUGCAUGAAAAAAUUCACACAGGGGAGAAACCAUAUAAAUGUAUGGAGUGUGGAAAGAAGUUCAGUCAGAAAAGGUCCCUUAGCCUUCAUCAAAAUAUUCACGCAAGGGAGAAACCAUAUAAAUGCAUGAAAUAUGGAAAGGGGUUCAAUGAGAAAGAGCAUCUUAGAAAACAUGAAAAUAGUCAUGAAGGAUAG